GUUAUCCACAUGGUUGGUGAGAGUGCUGACAGUGUUGGUGCUACUGUAGGCUCAGGUAGUAGCAGCAAUAAGAUGCCGACUUUGGAGGAGUAUGGCACAAAUUUGACCAAGUUAGCAGAGGAGGUAAUUGGCUUUUCCUAGUCUUCUUCAAUGGUGAGACUUUGACCAAGUUUGUACUUUGGGUCGUUCAAAAAUCUCUUGUCAUUCAUGGACAACAACAAAAAGAAAGCUUCUUCUUCCUCAUCAUCCUCUUCCACCACCAACUUUGAUCAUCUUUUUGGUCCCAAGGAUCCGUCUACCAUGUCAUCUUCUUCCACAAGCAUCUUUGGCUAUAUUUUCCCCCUUCCUUCUUCCACUGUUGGAGGGAGAGAUUCAAGGAAGCAGGAGGUGGGAUUCAAAAAUUAUGGAGCACCAGGUAAUUACGGUAAAAGUGAAAGCAGUUGUGGCAACAAGAAUGAGACAGUGGAGCCCAGCAGCUACUACAGUUCAUCAAUCUACUAUAGUGGUCAAGAAAAUUAUUCCCCAAGAACAACAACAUCAUCAACCAGGACCACUGAAUCCCACCAUGCUGUGAGUGCCUUAAUCCCCAUCCUUUACUUUAUUUUCUAGUGGUCCAUGCAUCACACUUCACACAUAUUCUUAUAUUAUUUUAUUUAAUUGGCUACUAUGGACCUGCACCUCACAUUAUAGCUUAUCACCGUUACAAGUUUUUUAAGCCUCUCUGCCACCUGGCAUAUGGUAGUUAAGUUAAUUUAUCUACAGUUAACUAACCAUUACUUGAUACCUCUAUAUAAUUGACUCAACUUAUUCAUUAAUUGCACUUUGAGUUUCACUAUAUACAUAUAUCUUAGAUAAAUCAAAUUGGAUCCUGUUGUCGGAAGGCAGCAACAAAUUGAACGUGUAACUCAAAUUUUAGGUCGUCGUACCAAAAAUAACCCUUGCCUUAUUGGAGAACCUGGUGUUGGGAAGACAGCUAUUGCUGAAGGUCUUGCCCAACGUAUUGCAAAUGGGGAUGUUCCUGAAACCAUAGAGGGAAAGAAGGUUAUAACCCUUGAUAUGGGACUGCUUGUAGCUGGAACUAAAUAUCGUGGAGAAUUUGAAGAGAGGCUGAAGAAA
Arachis ipaensis is the source of this 1116-nucleotide messenger RNA. NCBI's taxonomy places the organism in Eukaryota, Viridiplantae, Streptophyta, Magnoliopsida, Fabales, Fabaceae. The record is from RefSeq and is a predicted model, not a curated record.